AGUUAAAUGAGUUGCACCGCUGCGUAUGCGACUCUGCUGACUUUCCUCUUUGACUUUCGUAUGCGUUCAAUUUGGUGCAGCCUGCGCCACACCAAGGUUCCUUCGCUUGGCCUCACACUCCUUCGGAACUGAUAGCACAGGCUUCUUUCGGCGGUCGCUGCACGCAACUGCAACAGCUAAGGUCAGACGCUUCCAACUUCCCGGAGAAGCACCCUCGCCCGUCCGGAGAUGCCGAAUCGCACGCGUUCGUCGGAGCCGGACGUUAGAGGGUACCGCGCGAGAGUUUGCAGCUUCGCACCGGCGGGGCUGUGGUGCCGCCGCCAAAACGACGCCACUCGGAUCCGCGCCAGACAGGAAUUGUGUGCGCGCGGCUACACUCGACACAACACCAUACGGCAGCGGUUCUCCGUUUCUUCGCAUAUUGUGACUCACGCGAUCGCGCGGGCCUGUUUUGCUGAGUGUGUUUGUGUGCGUGUGUGUUUCGGCGCUGCCGCGGUUGUCUCCGGGAUGGCACCUGCACGACGAGACUUGCUGCUUGCAGCUCGCGUACACUGAAUUAUCUCAUCUGUUGUGGUUCCGGUGAAUGUACCUGUGUUCCGGGCGGGAGCGCCAACACAGAAAGGAGUUCAGCCAGCGAGGACGUCGCAAGAAUGUAGUGACAUUGGCGGAUAGCUGUGGUGCAAAAGGUGCUGUGGACUUCAUGAAGCAACGUGCUAGGACACAAAUACUAUUUUGUGGAACUUUUCCUGCUGUUUUCGACAAAGGAAAGAUGCAGCGACAAAGGGCAAAAGGUUAAGGCUCGAACACACGUCCAAGAAUGUACGAAUUAUCGAUGAAAGAAGCCCUCAAGGACGAGGCCUCGUAAAGCAAUCAUGAAGACGGCCUCUCUCUACGUCGCAUGGUUUACCUGCGCACAUGCAGCGGCGUUGCUCGCACCUGCUGUUUACGGCAUCGAGGUUUAUGGCAGUGAGGAUUCCUGCAACAUCACGUUACCGUGGACGGUGUCGAGGAGUGCGUACGAUGACGUUACGGACUCGAUUUUCGGAACUCUCAUGCAGUGUCCGCGACACCUGCAUGGUUGCUCAGAAGGACUCGUCAGCUGCAGCCCCGCCACCUACACGGCCACGUGUUCCUGCGCGCCAAACUGCCGGGCCUACAGGGACUGCUGCUGGAACGUCGCGUACCGGGAGCCGUCGGUGGCCGAGAUUCCCCAGAGUUCAUGCCUGGAGGUGCAAAUAGGCUCUUCGUGGAAGAAGUUCGUCUACGCGGUCACAGGCUGUCCGCCCGCGUGGCCCGAUGACAACGUCCGAGAGAGAUGCGAGAUGGCAGAAACGUUUAACGACACAUUCUACCUCAUUCCUGCGACAAGCGUGAAGCACGUGACCUACAAGAAUGGCUUUUGCGCUCUCUGCAACGACGACAUCAUCAAUGCAACUUUUUGGAACACAACCACCACAGGAGCUGUGGACCGUGUUCGAGUUGUCCUUCCAGAUGUCGUCGAAAACCAACCGGCACUUCACCUCAGGCCCUGCAACGAAGACGCGCCGUACGACAAUUGCACCCAAGCCGUACCGGAAUGGGUGUCACGCAGGUGCAAGACGUACUACGCGCCAGUACAGGACGCUGAAGACCUGAGUGGCCCAAUAUACCGGAACGUCUACUGCGCCAUAUGCAACGGCGCUAACCUCUCCGCCUUGACAUGCAGUCCGGCUCAGCAUCUAAGCAACGUCAGCGUGGUCAGCCGGAAGACGAACCUUUUACCUCCUGUCGCUGGCCCACCUAACCUGGCUGCGCUGUUCAAACCGGUUCUGAGAACGCCAAACUGUUACGUCGAACACGACGGCCACUGCUACAUUAAGUACGCGCCGACCUUCUACAGUGCAAGAAGGAGGUCGGGCAUCGAAAUUAAGGUCAACGAGACAACGACUUCAUCACCAGAAACGCCCUUGCGUGAGCCGACGGGCCACUACAAACUACACAACUACAUCACCGUCGUAUCCAUGUCACUCUCCAUAUGCUGCCUCAUCAUGAAGAUCAUCGUCUUCUGCGUUUACAAGGAAGCACGCAGUUUCUCGACCAAGUGCACGCUGUGCCUCUCGGUGACGCUUCUCUUUACUCAGCUGUUGUUCUUGGUCACCAGCUGCCAACGUCUUCCCGGCGUAGUCUGCGCGAGCACCGCUGUGCUUAUCCAUUACGGCUUCCUCUGUACUUUUCUCUGGACGACGGUGCUGUCGUUCGACAUCUGGAGAAGUGUUACCGCAGUGAAGCUGUCGUCUAUGCGUGAGAAGACCCUGGCAGCCUACGGCAUGUUUGCUUGGGGCGUGCCUACGAUAGUUGUUCUCGCGGCCGUCGCCGUUCAGGUGAUGGCACCGUGGUCUAUCUUCUCUCCCAGCUACGGCAGCCCAACUUGCUGGAUCGGCACGUUCUGGGGCCUCACCGUGUACUUUCUAAUUCCCAUGGCGACGCUUCUGUUGCUGUGCAUGUUCUUUUAUUUUUCGGCCGUGUUCUACAUUCGGAGCACAUCCACUGCCGCGCGCCCUUCGCGCGAUGACUCAGAGCCCAGUGGAGAGGCAGGCAGUCGAGUCCGGCAGCAGAGACACCAUGCCGCACUCUUUGCUCGUCUUGCUCUCAUCAUGGGUGCCGCCUGGGCCGUCGCAUUUCUGGGAACGUUUAUGCCUUACGAGGAAAUCGACUCGAUUGUUAACGCACUGGUGGGUUUGCAAGGGGCGUACUUGUUUUUCGCGUUCAAAGACUACCGCUACUUGUACUCCUCGAUGACGACGCGGUGGAAGUCGAUGCCCAUCUACAGCAGCAGCCACAGGACAUCGAGCUUGGACGUCUCAUCUAAAAAGUCCCGCCUCUCCAGAUAGAAGUGACAGCAAUGCGUGCGAACUUUACAGUGGUACUCCUGCGGCUCUCAUGUUUUAUACCUUAAAUAGUUUGAUGUCGCCGAGCUAUCUGACCAUUCGACAUUACCAGCGGUGAACACUGGGAUACCUGCCUAAAGAUUGUGUAAAUACACCGAAAUUCUGCGCUUACGUUUUGAAAUAAUUUAAACGUGAUAGUGAACUUGAGUGCAGUCAGACGGCCCCCCAUCGGCCUCUGCUUCUUAUGAACGAAUAAAAUAUUUAUCAUGAAUAA
Molecule: messenger RNA, 3141 nt
Organism: Dermacentor silvarum
Lineage: Eukaryota; Metazoa; Arthropoda; Arachnida; Ixodida; Ixodidae
Exons: 3
Coding region: 873-2870 (665 amino acids)
Biological process (GO): G protein-coupled receptor signaling pathway; cell surface receptor signaling pathway
Cellular component (GO): membrane
Molecular function (GO): G protein-coupled receptor activity
Source: RefSeq, a predicted model, not a curated record